Molecule: messenger RNA, 6577 nt
Organism: Syngnathus acus (greater pipefish)
Lineage: Eukaryota; Metazoa; Chordata; Actinopteri; Syngnathiformes; Syngnathidae
Gene: prdm16
Product: PR domain containing 16
Exons: 17
Coding region: 93-4292 (1399 amino acids)
Cellular component (GO): nucleus
Molecular function (GO): protein binding; histone H3K9 methyltransferase activity
Source: RefSeq, a predicted model, not a curated record
GGUGUCCAAACUGACAAUGCUGGUGAGAUGAAGAUAGUGUUGCUGCUUCUGGGCUCACGGUGGACGACGAGAGGAAUCUACAAGGCGACAAGAUGAGAUCCAAGGCGAGGGCGAGAAAACUGGCCAAAAAUGACAGCGAGCCAGUGGACAGCAUGUACGACACAGAGGCCGACCUUCCGGGCUUGGCGGCCGGCGGCACUUGCACUGACAGUCCUGAAGACGACGCAGAGGAUGGCAUCAUCAACAUGUCUCCCCUGCCCUCACCGAGCCCCUCCCACCCGAACAACCACCACCUGCUGCUGCACCCCCACAUGUACAACACCCACCAUCACCUCCUCAACAACAACAGCAGCAGCAAUGACCAGGACUUCACCACGCCCAAGGAAGGCUCACCCUACGAGGCACCAGUCUACAUUCCCGACGACAUUCCGAUUCCCGCCGAUCUGGAGCUGCGGGAGUCAUCGGUACCGGGUGCCGGCUUGGGCGUUUGGGCCAAGACCCGUAUCAGAGUCGGUGAGAGGUUCGGUCUGCACAGCAAAGGCAGCUCCUUCGGAUGGGAGAUGAUGAAUGACCACGACGAUUCCUCCCCUGACAGCUGCGUCAAAAAGGUGGUGGACGACAUGGGCAACAUCAAGUUUGCUCUGGACACAGGCCCGGACAGCCCUAGCAACAGCUGGCUCAAGUAUGUCCGCUCCGCCCCUUCGUUUGAGGAGCAGAAUCUCGUCGCCUGCCACCUCACUGGAGACCAGAUUUAUUACAAAGCUGUCCGAGACAUAGAUGCAGGGGAGGAGCUUUUAGUUUAUAUGAAGGACGGCAUUUUCCCGGAGGGAUCCAUGGCACCCAACUUGCAAGAUGAACAGGUGUAUCGCUGUGAAGACUGUGACGAAUUGUUCUCAUCAACUCUCGAGUUGCGGCGACACCAAAAAUAUUCCUGCUCUAGUGCGGGCUCCAUCUUUGACACCCUCAGAGAAGACUUCAAACAGGAGCGGGAGGACAGCGAUGAGCCCGUCCACGAGUGUAAAGACUGUGAGAAGAUCUUUCCAAACGAGUACAGUCUGGGCCAGCACAUGAUAGUCCACACAGAAGAACGGGAGUACAAGUGUGACCAGUGUCCCAAAGCUUUCAACUGGAAGUCCAACCUCAUUCGUCACCAGAUGUCACAUGACAGCGGCAAGCGCUUUGAGUGUGAAAAUUGUGAUAAGGUACAGCAAACCCGGCACGUCUUCACAGAUCCCAGCAAUCUCCAGCGUCACAUCCGCUCCCAACACGUGGGGGCUCGAGCUCACACUUGUCCCGAGUGUGGCAAGACCUUUGCCACUUCGUCAGGCCUUAAACAGCAUAAGCACAUCCACAGCAGUGUCAAACCUUUUAUCUGCCCUGAUGGGCUGCAUCUUCUUGUACCCCCAGGUGAGGUGUGCCACAAAUCCUACACCCAGUUCUCCAACCUCUGCCGCCACAAGCGUAUGCAUGCCGACUGCCGAACUCAGAUCAAGUGCAAGGACUGUGGCCAGUUGUUCAGCACUACCUCCUCCCUAAACAAGCACCGGCGCUUCUGCGAGGGCAAAAACCAUUACGGCUCUCCAACGGGAAUGUUCAAUCCCGGUAUUCCCAUGAGCUCCAGUCCAAUUAUGGCUAAGGCCAAGUCCCACCAUCCUCACCUUCCGGGUCUGAACCAGUCCGGUUUGGGCUUCCCCGACUACUUUCCGUCCAGACCUCAUCCUCAUGCUGGUUUGCCAUUCUCCCCAGGGCCCCACGGUUUCCCAUCCCUCCCGCAUGGUUUCCCAGGCAUCUUUCCUCCGUCACUGUAUCCACGACCGCCUCUAUUGCCGGCUAGUCCAAUGAUGAAGACGCCCCUUGGCAACAGCACUCAAGAAGUCAAACUGCCUCAGAGUCCUCUAGAUGGCCCGCCAUUAUCUUUAGUUAGCUCAACAAAUAGUAAUGGUGGCAACGGUUUAAGUCUGACUGAGGACAAAGAUAGCGAGAGUAAACUAGAUUUGUCCUCUGGUGGAGAGGUAAAGACUAAAUCCAAGAUGGCAGACAUUUCAGAUGGCAGUGACCUGGAAGAUGUUAACACCACAAGUGGGACAGAUUUGGACACCACAACUGGUACGGUCUCAGGUGAUGGUUCUGACCUGGAGAGUGAUGGAGAUAGUGAACGUGAGCAUAAUGGCAAAAGAAGAAAGCCGCCUGUGGUCCUAUCAAGGCAAGCUGGCCACCAGUUAGAGGAGGCAAACAGUGUUGUGAUUCCAGCGGUGUCUAAUUCAGGGAACCUCUCCAUCAACCGUCCCUUUUUUUCAUCAGUGUCAACCCAGCACUCUUUCUUCCCCCCACCUGAUGAGCAAGCGCUGCCACCCACCACCGCGAAUGCUAAUGUGGCCACCACCGAUUCCAUCAAAGCCAUUGCUUCUAUUGCUGAGAAAUAUUUUGGCCCCGGCUUGAUAGGUCUUCAUCAAGAGAAGAAGAUGGGUCCAUUGCCCUACCACUCCAUGUUCCCCUUCCAGUUCCUACCCAAUUUCCACAACUCCCUGUACCCCUUUAGCACUGAGCGAGGUGCCCUCACCUCUGGCCUGUUCUUUAAGGGAGAUCCCAAGUCGCCUCGUGAGCAGCUACAUAAGAUGGUUUCUGGUGCACUCGGCGCGCCUGUCCCCGCUGUAGAAUCACCAUUUGAUCUCAGUACGAAGCCCAAGGAGACCAAGUUAUCUCCUCCAACUCCAGUUAACCCCUCAAACCCAAACACAAAUACUGGCAGUAGCAUGGGCUCUUCAAUAAUAUCUGGCGGCGAGGAACAACCAUUAGACCUCAGUAUUAACAACAGAAGCCGAGGAAGUCACAACGGUAUGGCAGUCGAAGCGCAAAAUCAAAAGAACCACAUCUAUGGAAUUGGAAAGGGAGUGUCCAUCAAGGAUGAAAGUCCCAGUUUUCCAAUUCCUCACUCCCAGUCACUGCAUCAAUCCCCAAUUGUACCGCACCAACAGCCACAGCAACACCAACCACCUCCUCUGCACUACGCCAAACCUUCCGCUUUCUUCAUGGACCCAAUAUACAGCAGGGUGGAGAAAAGGAAGCUACUUGACCCUGUAGGAGCUCUGAAGGAGAAGUUCCUCAGGCCUUCACCGCAGCUCUUUCAUCCGCAGAUGUCUGCCAUGGAGAACAUGACAGAAAAACUGGAAAGCUUUGGUGCACUAAAACUGGACAUGCCGCCCAAUUCACUGCAACAUACGGCUCACCCACUCUUCAACUUCCGCUCCCCUCCCCCUUCUCUCUCGGAUGCCAUCCUCCGCAAGGGCAAGGAACGCUAUGCCUGCAGGUACUGUGGGAAAAUCUUCCCUCGCUCGGCAAACCUCACCAGACACUUGCGAACACACACGGGCGAACAGCCUUACAGGUGCAAGUACUGUGACCGCUCAUUCAGCAUCUCGUCCAACCUGCAACGCCACGUUCGCAACAUCCACAACAAGGAGAAACCCUUCAAGUGUCACCUGUGCAACCGCUGCUUCGGUCAGCAGACCAACCUCGACCGCCAUCUCAAGAAGCACGAGCAUGAGAACAUUCCUGUGAGCCAACAGUCUGGGAUGCUUUCCAACUUAGGAACCACCAUCUCCUCGCCAAACUCCGAGCCAGACAAUCAUGCACUUUUAGAUGAGAAGGAGGACUCGUACUUCUCCGAAAUCCGAAACUUCAUCUCCAACAGUGAGAUGAACCAGGCCUCCAGCUCCACGGACAAAAGAUCUGACCCGUCUGAGGAGGAGCACCCGAGUGGCCACAGGUCCAACUCCAAGAUGGCCCUCCAGGGGCUGGAGGAGGAGGAAGAGGAAGCAGAGGGGGAUGAUGAGGAAGAAGAGGAAGGCAGCCUGACUGAAAAGUCUCACGAUGAGGCUCCGGAAUCCCCGUCUCCAGUUGCGACACGUGCAUAUGAAGAGGACGAGGACGAGGAAGAGACUACUCCAUUAUCUAUGAGCUACGAGCACUCUCGCAGGUGUUUAGAGGAGGAGGGCUCUCUGCUGGACCUUGAAGGUCAUUCCAGCUUUCCCAAGGGCCUGGAUGUAUUACGUAAAGCAGCCAGUGAUGAGCAACAUUUUGACGUUAAAGACAUAUUUAACACAUCGCUAGAGUCGGAGACUUUGAAAGAAACGUUGUACAGGCAGGCUAAAACGCAGGCUUAUGCAAUGAUGCUGUCUCUGUCCGACAACAACCCUUUGCACACGCCCUCCCAGAACUCCCUGGAUGCUUGGCUGGGCAUGGGAGGCGGAUCGUCUGAGACGAGCAGCUUCCACCCGCUCAACCACAUCUAGACAAGAGAGAGAAAUGGAGAGGAGGUUGGUGUGGUAGAAGGUGGCAGGAACAGUAGUUUGAUUAGAGACACAAGUGGAGUGGACACAAGUCGUCAUGAAGAACGGAGAAUUCAGUGUGUGUGUGUGUGUGUGUGUGUGUGUGUGUGUGUGUGUGUGUGUGUGUGUGUGUGUGUGUGUGUGUGUGUGUGUGUGUGUGUGUGUGUGUUUGUGAGAAAGAGGCGGUAGACUGUAAGAAAGCACUGCUAAGCUCCUGUUGAUGUGAAGGACAUACAUGAUGAAUGCUUCUCGACAGCAUUGAAACUUUGCCGAUCAUCCCCCUAAGUGCGCUCAGUCUCCCCUGGCGACAGCAGAGAGCUGACGUGACACUCUGUAGACACUUAAAUGACUCGUGUCACUAAAAGCUCUGUGUGUGAUGCCUGGAAGAAGAAAAAGAAGGAAAAAAAUCGCACUGCAGCGUUAAAACUACUUGGCCACAAGGGGGUGCUGUUUCUCACCAAGUGACAUUUGACUCCAGAUGAAACUCCACGCGGAUUGCGUGUCACCGACUGCAGAAUCAACGGGAGUGUGGAAAUGAACGAUAAAUACACACAGACUGAUUUUAAUGUGCACAGUAAAUUGAUUUUAGUGGAUUUACCAGCUUGAUCAUGCUGGCAAUCGUUCAGUCACACAUCAUUUCAUGUCACUCUUAAAUGUUGUUUGCUUACUUUCCUCUUAGUUACCGCAGUAUUCUUUUGUUGUAGGCACCUUCGUGCUAAAUUAUUAAUAUAAUUAUUUUAGAGAAGGACCAAAAUUGUAUAAUAAUGUCACAUGGUGUACAAAAUAACCUAGUUGUUCAUAGCGAUGGUGACACGUGCCAAAUAACCCAUAGAAAAUAUUUUGUUCUCUGACAAUCAUUUCAUUUCCACUUGCUCCAAUAUAUUUGAUUUCAGAAGCAUGUGUGUAUGUAGUAUUUAUUUUUUGCUUGUUCACUCAUUCUGUAUGAGGUGGUGGGUGCGAGAGUAAGGAAAAGUCCUCUGUCUUCUUUUUUUCCUUUGGUUGCUGAAGGAAUAAACACCGGUGAGAGAUUGAGAAUCUCCAGUUUUGGUGUGCCAUAAAGGAAACGAUCCAUGAAAUGUUAUUAUUUAUAGUGGAAGAUAGUUGUAGUUUUAGUGGCACUGUAAUGUCCUUCCGUGUUUAGUUUGCCUCUUGCUUCAGUUCCAUUUCACCCGUAUUAAGUAUUAUUGUGGGGGGAGCCUUUGCCGUUAGUAUCACAAAAAGAUAUUACCAACCUUUAUAAGACAAAUAGAAUCUGUCAGGAUUUGAUAAGAACAUGUAAUUGUAAUGUAGCCCAAAAGGCCUGGACCAUUUGUCCGACCUUAUUGGGGAAUGAGACUCAUGAAACCAGAAGAAGUAUCUAAAAUACAUUUACUGGCAUCACAAUUCCGCUAGUCGGUCGUUCAUGAAUAAAAUGUUUCUUUUAAUCAAUGGUGGCCCUAUCGGAUGCUCUCCUGUUCUUCUCCUGGCGUCAAACUCAUUCCAUAAAUUAGCAGGAGGACAUGACUUCUUUUGGACUGUAGAUAGCUGUAGAUAGACAUCACGGGAGGCGUUUCUCGUCAUCCUCAAACUCGGCCUGAUGUAUUUUUCAAGCUAGCACUUAAUGAAACCACAUGGGUCCAAGCCAUACCCUGAUCAGGCUUAGGUCUCGGCGACAGGACAGAAGGAACACUGUACUUUUCUUUGGCUACACGAGGACUGCUGCAUCAUCUCAUUUUUCUGAAGAUACAAGUCUCUUGUUUGAUAAAUCUCUUCAUUUAUUUACCUUUAUAAGAUGUAAAGAUGUGGGUCGUUUCUAUGUCGUGAUUCAUGUCAAGUCAUGGACUACUGUAGUAAGAAUGCGCUGUGUAAAGGCUUUGAAGGCAUUGAAGCAUUCCAUUUUUCCCACUUCAGAAAUUAUUCUGGCAGAUGGUCGUCAAGAUAUUGGAACGCGGUUGCUGUCCCCCUCCCCCGCUCACUGUUACAGGAGACAAAAAAAUAGAUAUUGUUUCUUAUUGACUGUACAGUAUUUUAAAGAUGGAAAAUAUGGUGCAUUUGUCCGAAGGAAGAAAAAAAAAUAAUGGAAAAAUAUGGGCUUAAAUGGAUGGUGCUUGUUCGUUUGGAUCUGAGUUGUAUAUCGCCUAUGUUAUGUUUAUUGAAAACUGACAACAACAAAAAAAUAUGAUAUUGUGCAUGACGUGUUUAGCGGUCAUAAUUAUGUCCAUUUGUGAAUUGUGUAUCAAAUCAAAAAAAGAUUAAAAAAAAAAAAAAUC